This is a messenger RNA of Lottia gigantea (owl limpet), 2138 nucleotides long. RefSeq lists its product as hypothetical. The coding region runs from base 76 to 1761 and encodes 561 amino acids. Gene Ontology annotation, cellular component: nucleus. NCBI's taxonomy places the organism in Eukaryota, Metazoa, Mollusca, Gastropoda, Lottiidae. The transcript is spliced from 2 exons. Gene Ontology annotation, biological process: mRNA splicing, via spliceosome. The record is from RefSeq and is a predicted model, not a curated record.
GCUCUUUAAUCAACAAGAAGGAAUUUUCAUUAAUUCUAUGUUUUUUAUGAAAAACUAGAAAAAUAAACGUUCAAAAUGCCGGACAGGGAUAGCGAAGUGUUCUCUAACCCCCUGCCGCCUUCGCACCAUAAACAUGAAGAAGAAGACGACAGCCAUCAUCUCACGAACGAUGAUUUUCGUAAGAUGAUGAUGACCCCAAAAGUCUCUGGACUGGGUGGAAGCUAUUCAACGUCAACGAAAGAAUCCAGCUCGACUGAUCGCAAGCUAGAAGCUCACGACGACGAGGACGAUGCAGCUACAAGAAGAAAGAAAAAGAAAAGUUAUUAUGCCAGGUUGAAGAAAGAGGAAGAAGAUAGAAAGAAGGAAUUGGCCUCAAAAUACAGAGACCGUGCAUCAGAGAGAAGAGUAGGAAAUGAUUACAAUGACUCUGAGAUCAGUACUACAGCUGAUUAUAGAUCAGUGGCACCAGAUGCAAAGGCAGAGGAAAAUUAUGCAGAAAGAAGAAAACAAAUGAUUCAAGAAUCAAAAUAUCUUGGAGGUGAUAUGGAACAUACCCAUUUGGUCAAGGGCUUAGACUAUGCAUUAUUGGAAAAAGUAAGGGCAGAAAUCAGUUCUAAAGAAAUCGAACAGGAAGAGACAAUGGAAGCAGUAGUGGCCAAGGCAGAUGAAGAGCAUCCCGAACCAGACCCUGAGGAGCAAAUUCAAUUCAAAACCAAAAUGGGGAGAAAUGUUUACAGAAUUCUUUUCAAGAAUAAAUUGCCUGAUCGUAAUGAACUGUUUCUACCAAGACGUAUGGCCUAUGUUGUGGAUUUAGAAGACGAAUUUGCAGAUUCUGAUGUACCAACAACUUUUAUUAGAAGUAAGGCCGAUUGUCCAACUUUAGAAGCUUCAACUACUUUAACAACUAAUGACAUUGUUAUCAACAAACUGACUCAGAUCUUGUCUUAUUUACGUCAGGGAAGGAGGGAAAAUAAGAAAUUGAAGAAAAAAGAUAAGGGAAAAUUGAAAGAUGACGACAAAGGCAGAGAAAAAAUGACUGGUGCUGACGACAAUAUUUAUGAAGACAUCGGUCAAUACCAACCACUCACUAAAUCUAAAGACAAGAAAGAAAGAGAUCGUGAUUAUGACAGAGAAAGGGAUUACAGAGGUGACAGAGAUAGAAAAAAAGAUAGAGAUAGACGAGAUAGAGAUAGGGAUCAAUCUGGUAGAGAGGGACGUAAAUCAUACUUUGAGAAACCAGUUGAAGAAGACGAAGAUCAUCACCACAAACAUCAACAGACAGCCCGAGAACUGAUCAAUUCUAUCAAUGAUAAAUAUAAAUCUUAUGACCAUGGAGAAGAGGAAAAGGGUAAAGGUGGUCGGGAAGGAGGAGAUGAUCGCGCCAAGAAAUUAAAACAAAAAACAGAAAUAGACAGUUAUGCAGAAUGUUACCCUGGUUUAAUGGAAUCCUAUGAUGCCUUCGAUGAUUCUGAUGACGAUGCUGAUUACACUAAGAUGGACACAGGAAAUAAGAAAGGACCAGUUGGAAGGUGGGACUUUGAUACUCAAGAGGAGUACAGUUCAUAUAUGUCAAAUAAAGAAGCUUUGCCUAAAGCAGCCUUUCAGUAUGGUGUUAAAAUGGCUGAUGGACGGAGAACGCGAAGAACUGGUCCUAAAGAUGAGAAAACCAAGCUAGAUCGAGAACUUCAACAGAUUAAUAGGAUCUUAGAUAAGAGAAAAGCGUCUGGCAGUGACGGAGGUAGUAAAAAGCCUAAAUAUUAAUAUGUGUUAAUUACUGUUCAUUAUAGAUAAUUUGACAAUCACUGCUUUUCUAAAUCUACUACAAACUUUCAAUUAUGAGAAGAUUCUCCACUGGAGACAGUGAUAAUAUUGUGUAAGGGUCAAACUGUAAAAAGUUUAGUGUAAAAACUGUUAAAGCUUGGAGAAAUUGUUUUUUGACUUUUCAAAUGUGAAUGAAAAUGAGUUGACCAAAAAAGUUUCUGCUGUGUCUGUAUUAUUUUCUUUCAUUUGGAAUCUGGAAAUGGGUUCUACUAGUUUGGAAAAACACCACUAAAAACUUUUUUAAAUUUGAUAUAUUUAGAUAGAAUGUCAUAUUUUGAUUAUGAUAUAAUUAAAGUUCAGACACAUGCUUUAAGCUU